AUGGCCCCUUUAUUACUAUCUAUAUGGCUCUAUGCUAUCUCUGUCUCUGCAUCUUUCAAGUUUUUUGAUGGGCCAACCGGCUUCGGCAGAACUCUCCAUACACCUUCUUCGUCGUGUGCAGCCGCAUUGAAUACCACGAUAAACUGUGAAGAGUUCUUGGUCUUGAAGGCUCACAAGAACGACUACAACUGGGGCAAUGAAACACUCCAAGACCAGCUUUGUAAUCCUAAUUGUGGAACUUCUCUGGCCUCCUAUUCUACUGGUGUAGCUUCCCAAUGUGGGACGACAAAUCUCACUUGGGAAGGACUCCCAAAUACCUAUUACGGGGAUCGUCUAAAGGCAUAUUAUGAUUUGAUCUGCCUGAAAGAUGGUGAUGGUGACUAUUGUGUUCAGCUUCUGAACGACGCUAUUACAGGUUUGAUGAGCGAUGAUGCGAACCUCGGGAAGAAACUUGUGGACUUGCCUAACAGUUUCCUCUGCUCGGAAUGUCAUAUAAAAUAUUUCCGCCAAAUUCAGUCAUCUAUGUAUUCAAACUACGAUGAGAGGCUGGCAGCUAGCUGGAGGGCUAUUCAGACAAAAUGUAGCGUGACUUAUCCGAGUGAUGUCCAAGAAUGGACUCUCGAUCCUCCAAUUCCACCAGACCAGCAACUCCCUCCUGGGUCUACCGCAAACCAAACCUGCGUAUCGGGAAAUUUUCAUACCGUUAUUUCCUCAGAUACCUGUGUUUCGAUUUCUAGCCAAUAUGAUGUCAACACUUAUGCCCUCCAAAUUCUCAAUGGUCUCUUCCUUGACUGCAGUAACCUAAAAGUUGGAGAUUCCCUUUGCCUCCCGGAGCCAUGUGGGGUUCCCUAUCAAGUCCAAGAGGAUGACUACUGUGCCGACAUUGAAGUAUCUCAUGGUCUAUCCCUCGGGGACCUGGUCAACUAUAACCCCGGGCUUAAUGUUGACUGUACCAACCUCUGGGAAGAUUUUACAAUCUGCCUUAACCCCAACGGUGGAGAUUUCACCCCAACUACCAUUGGCGGAACCGUCCCAACUCGGGUAGGAGAGUAUGCCACGGAGACUAUUUCUCCUCCCGGCCCUACUCCAGACGGUAGUACUCCUUAUUGCGGAAAGUGGUAUACUGUUAAGGAGGGUGACUUCUGCGAACUUAUCAGUAUAGCCGAAGGAGUCACAUUAGAUUUGUUCUACAGAAUGAACCCUUUCCUCAACAACCAAACCUGCGAAAAUCUUUGGGUUGACACAAGUUAUUGUGUUUGGCCAAUUGAAGGCUGGGAUAUUGUGGAUAAUGUAGAGCCACUACCCGAAGUAACAUAUACAGAAACAACUAUUACAGCUCCAGCUCCAACUAUCUCUGGAACUACAACUCAAUGUUAUAAAUGGCAUGAGCGAGAGGAAAAUCAGACCUGUGACGAGCUACAGGCAACAUGGGGUGUUACCCUUGAGGAAUUGCGUCUUUGGAACCCCAGUAUUAACUCAGGAUGCUCGAAUCUGCAAACCGGAAAGGCAUACUGCGUUAGAGGGCCACUAGAUGAUCCUAUCCCCUCAAUCACUGGUACCAGCGGACCAACCGGAACUCGUUCUACAACUACAGCAAGAACAUCAUCUCAUACUUCAACAACUACUUCCAGAACCACAACUACCACAGCGGCUGCGACAAGUAGUGGAUUCCCAGCACCUCCAGCGCCUACUGGACCGGGCACAACAAACCAGUGUAAACUUUGGCACGAAACAGAAGCCGGAGAUUCCUGCUGGUCCAUUUACACUGAAUAUGACAUUUCUUUUGCAAAUCUAAGAACUUGGAACCCAGUCCUUGAUUCGGAUUGUACGAACUUAGAACUUGGGAUGGCGUACUGUGUUGAUGGACCUGGCGGGAGAUGCACAGAGAAAUAUACCAUUGGACCUGGAGACUUUUGUUGGAAGAUAUGGGACGACCAUAGCAUUACGGAAGUACAGUUCAGGGCUUGGAAUCCUUCUAUUAAUGAAAACUGUGACGUUUGGGAGGGCUUGGUAGUGUGUGUGGCACAUUCAUAG
Messenger RNA from Orbilia oligospora ATCC 24927, 2034 nucleotides. RefSeq lists its product as uncharacterized. Lineage: Eukaryota; Fungi; Ascomycota; Orbiliomycetes; Orbiliales; Orbiliaceae. The transcript is spliced from 3 exons. Bases 1 to 2034 code for a protein of 677 amino acids. The record is from RefSeq and is a predicted model, not a curated record.